This is a messenger RNA of Talaromyces amestolkiae, 1158 nucleotides long. RefSeq lists its product as uncharacterized. The transcript is spliced from 7 exons. Bases 1 to 1158 code for a protein of 385 amino acids. The record is from RefSeq and is a predicted model, not a curated record. Gene Ontology annotation, molecular function: GTP binding; protein binding; GTPase activity. Gene Ontology annotation, biological process: ribosomal subunit export from nucleus; protein import into nucleus. Gene Ontology annotation, cellular component: cytoplasm; nucleus. NCBI's taxonomy places the organism in Eukaryota, Fungi, Ascomycota, Eurotiomycetes, Eurotiales, Trichocomaceae.
AUGAACAGAGAUAUCCAUGCGCCAACUGUCCCCUCCGGUCCGACGACCGCGGGGACAGGCUUCCGAGACUUGUCCAAGUUAUCGAUGGUUGAGCUUAUGACUGAGAAGGACCGCAUCGAAGCAGAACUAUCGGCUUACAGUAGCGUGUUGACAUCUCAAGGUGUUACUAUGGAUACGAGUCUGACAACGUUUGACGGAUUUCCUCGCGACGAUAUCGAUGUGGCACAAAUCCGUACGACGCGCGCACGAAUUAUCCACCUCCGAAACGAUCACAAAGAGGUCAUGAAACAUCUCGAGAAGGGCCUACACGCACAUUUUGAGGCUCUACAACAGGCGCAAGCUUCUACGAUACCCACCACAUCUACACCUGCCCAACAACAGAAUGGUACACACGCCACACAAAAUGGAAUAAUCGAAACACCUUUCGCACGAGUAAACAGCGUCGCGUCUGGCAGCCCCGCCGAUCAAGCUGGCUUGAAAGCUGGAGAUAUCAUCCGGAGUUUCGGGACGGUCAACUGGGUGAACCACGAGCGGUUGACAAAGGUUGGAGAGGUUGUGCAGCAGAAUGAAGGGACUACUUUCGUCAAGCGCCACUUGACUGGAGAAUUCGAGAAGAAGUACAUCGCGACUCUGGGUGUGGAAGUUCACCCUCUUGGGUUCACCACCAACUUGGGACCUAUUCAGUUCGAUGUCUGGGACACUGCUGGUCAGGAGAAGUUCGGCGGUCUUCGUGAUGGAUACUACAUCAACGGCCAGUGCGGUAUUAUCAUGUUCGACGUGACCUCCCGUAUUACCUACAAGAACGUCCCCAACUGGCACCGUGACUUGGUCCGAGUCUGCGAGAACAUUCCCAUCGUUCUCUGCGGUAACAAGGUCGACGUCAAGGAGCGCAAGGUCAAGGCUAAGACCAUCACAUUCCACCGCAAGAAGAACCUCCAAUACUACGAUAUUUCUGCGAAGUCCAACUACAACUUCGAGAAGCCUUUCUUGUGGCUCGCUCGUAAGCUUGUUGGUAACCAGACUUUGGAAUUCGUCGCCGCUCCCGCCUUGGCUCCUCCCGAAGUCCAGGUCGACCCCGAAGUUAUGGCCAAGUACCAGCAGGAACUCACAGAUGCCGCUGCUCAACCUCUGCCCGAUGAAGAGGACGCCGACCUUUAG